CCUCGAGUUACGAGUGCUGCAGGGUGGGCCGCGCCAGCCCCUGCUCCCGCGCAGCGAUUCUGCAGGUGGUGUCAGCGGCGGUGGCGAUGACAGCGACUGCAGCAGCAGCGGCGGCGGCGACCCCGCCUGGCAGCGGCAGCAGCAGCAGCCCCGCCGACUCUGCCGCCGCCGCCAUCUUGACAACCAACAGACGCCGCUACCCUCGCAACGGAAACUAGGGAGCAAGAGCUGGGGGAGCCCAGUUCGGGGGUGGGGGGAGGGUUGGAGGGGAGCGAGGACACCGAACACCUCGGGGGAAGGGGGCGGGUCCGCGACCGAGACAGCGGCCAAUCCGAGACGCCGGUUUGGCCUCGCGGGGCUCCCGCGGGCCGCAGAGCGGGGCGUCGAGGGAAUUUUGGGGUAGAACAGAGAACGUCCUAGAGAAGCGGCCUCUGUGACGGAGUUGGGCCUUCCUGCUCUUAGAGGAAUACUCGGUUCUUCCUGACGAAAGAUGUGGAUGGGUGGAUUCUUCAGCGAUUAAUAUUCUUGAAGAAUUAUCCAAUAAAGGAAGCAAAAGUAACCCUAAUGAUACUGCGCAUAAGGAAAAUUGUGGUGAAUCAUGUACAGUUCAAACUAAAAUUACACGAGAAGAGAAACAUUUCAUGUGUAGGAAUUUGCAGAGUUCCAUUGUUUCCUAUACAAGAAGCACCAAGAAACUACUCAGAAACAUGAUGGAUGAACAGCAAGCUUCUUUGGAUUAUCUAUCUAAUCAGGUGAAUGAGCUUAUGAAUAGAAUCCUUCUUUUAAAUACAGAAGUUUUCAGAAAAUAUCUGGAUCCCUUUCCCCAUAGACCAGUUCAGGCACAUGGUUUGGACUGCACUGAUAUUAAAGAUACAAUUGGCACUGUAACAAAAACUCCAAGUGGUUUGUACAUAAUACACCCUGAAGGCUCCAGUUACCCUUUUGAGGUAAUGUGUGACAUGGAUUAUAGAGGAGGUGGAUGGACCAUGAUACAGAAAAGGAUCAAUGGAGUAAUUGAUUUCCAAAGGCUGUGGUGUGAUUAUCUGGAUGGAUUUGGUGAUCUUUUAGGAGAAUUUUGGCUAGGAUUAAAAAAAAUAUUUUAUAUUGUAAAUCAAAAAAACACCAGCUUUCUGCUACUUGUGACACUGGAAUCUGAAGAUGAAACAUCUGCUUAUGCAUCAUACGAAAACUUUUGGAUAGAAGAUGAAACAAACUUUUUUAAGAUACACUUAGGACGCUAUUCAGGAAAUGCAGGUGAUGCAUUCCGUGGUUUCAGAAAGGAAGAUAAUCAAAAUGCAGUGGCUUUCAGCACUUAUGAUGUUGAUAAUGAUGGAUGCCGCCCAACAUGCAUGAUUGGUAGUCAAUCAGUCAAGAGUUGUAGUCACUUUAAUAAUAAGACGGGUUGGUGGUUUAGUCAGUGUGGCUUAGCAAAUCUUAAUGGUGUUCAUCAGUAUCCCGGAAAGUUGCUCACAUCUGGAAUUCACUGGGGUACAUGGGUUAAAAACAAUUCACGGAUCAGACUCAAAUCUGUUUCAAUGAAAAUACGAAGAAUUUACAAUCCACUUUUCAAAUAAUUAACCAUAAAACAAUAAUAUAUUAUUUUGCACAUAAUAUAAUACUAUUCUUUUCAAAUGUCUGUAUUUCUUUUAUCAAAAAAAAAAAAAAAGAGCUUACAUUUAUAAAGUACUUUAUGGUUUAAAAAGCACUUUUCCUCACAAUAACCCUGGGAGGUAUAUUGUGUAAGUAUUAUUAUAUGCAUUUUAUGGGUAAGGAAAUGAGGUCAGAGAGAUUAAUGACUUCUCCAAUGCCACUUAACUGGUUAAGUGUUAUAGUGGAAACAUGAAUUUGAAAUCUCCUAACUCUAAAUCCAAAAUUUCAUUUAUGUUAUAUUUGGAAUCUGCUUAUUAUGGAGUCCAUUCUAGGCCUCAGUUUUUAAGAAGUAAAAGUUUAGCCUAAAAUGAUAAGUGACAUAUAGUAGAAACAUUAACAAUAUACAAUUAGCUCCUUUAAAAAAAGCUGUUUAGCUUCUGUCCAGCUUAUUGGAUCUUUUAAUUUCUGGGUUUUCUCAUUGAUUCUUCUUAUUGUAUAACAAAUAAGACUAUUUUCAUAAUAGAAUGUAUCUUCAAAAUAACAUUGAAGGAGAAAAUGUCUUGAUGGCAAGAAUUAUGUUUCCUUUUUCUUAGUGUCUGAUAUAUAGUUAUAUAUACACAUAUAUCAUAGGAAUAUCUGUUGAAUAAAUAAACUGUAAAAUACUUGUAAGAAAACUUUUCAAGCAUCCUCAAGGACUUUAUAGGGGUCAAUUUACAUAAAAACUAUACAUUAAUUAGAAUUCUAUGUUGUUUAUUCUGAAGGACUAUGUUUUAAAAGGUGAUAGGUUGAAUCUUGCUAACCUACUUUGAAUAGUUGGAAAUAAUUAAGUUGUAUUUCUUUUAAAAAUACUUUUCAAUUCACUUUUACUAUCCAAAUUAAUUUCCCUACUUUCCACAUAGUUAAAAAUUAUCGAAAUUAUACAUAUGUAGUCAGAUAUUAUGAUUAUGUAAAAUUGCAAUUUCUAGGAAGUAUUUUCUUUGGCACUGGAAACAGCCAUAGUGAAAUAACAUAAUAAAACUAUCAUGCUUAUCUUUA
This is a messenger RNA of Antechinus flavipes (yellow-footed antechinus), 2625 nucleotides long. RefSeq names its product angiopoietin like 5 (gene ANGPTL5). Lineage: Eukaryota; Metazoa; Chordata; Mammalia; Dasyuromorphia; Dasyuridae. The transcript has 8 exons. The coding region runs from base 642 to 1574 and encodes 310 amino acids. The record is from RefSeq and is a predicted model, not a curated record.